AUGCGACCUAGUCAGGAUUUGAAAGGACGCUUAAAUGUCCAUUUUCAAGGUGAAGAAGGUAUCGAUGCUGGUGGUUUGACAAGAGAAUGGUAUCAGUUGCUUUCCAGGGUCAUAUUUGACAAAGGUGCUUUGCUUUUUACAACUGGAGGGAACAAUGCAACCUUCCAGCCAAACCCUAAUUCUGUAUACCAGACGGAGCAUCUUUCUUACUUCAAAUUCGUUGGCCGUGUGGUUGCUAAAGCCUUGUUUGAUGGGCAACUGUUGGAUGUUUACUUCACACGAUCCUUCUAUAAGCAUAUCCUCGGUGUGAAGGUAACAUAUCAUGACAUAGAGGCUGUUGAUCCUGAUUAUUACAAGAACUUAAAGUGGUUGCUGGAGAACGAUGUAAGCGACAUACUGGACUUGACAUUUAGCAUGGAUGCUGAUGAAGAAAAACACAUUCUCUAUGAGAAGACAGAGGUUACCGAUUAUGAGCUGAAACCGGGAGGACGGAACAUAAGGGUGACAGAAGAAACAAAGCAUGAAUAUGUGGAUCUUGUUGCUGAACAUAUUCUGACAAAUGCAAUACGCCCUCAAAUAAAUUCAUUCUUGGAGGGUUUUAACGAGUUGAUUCCACGUGACCUUAUUUCUAUUUUUAACGAUAAAGAGCUUGAGCUGCUCAUCAGUGGACUCCCAGAGAUUGACUUGGAUGAUCUGAAGGCGAAUGCUGAAUACACAGGAUACACAGUAGGUUCUGGUGUUGUUGUGUGGUUUUGGGAGGUUGUGAAAGCAUUUAAUAAAGAAGAUAGGGCGAGAUUGCUUCAAUUUGUCACUGGUACAUCAAAGGUUCCAUUGGAAGGUUUUAAAGCACUACAAGGUAUAUCGGGUCCACAAAGGUUCCAAAUCCAUAAAGCUUAUGGAGCACCAGAGAGGCUGCCAUCUGCUCAUACCUGCUUCAACCAAUUAGAUCUUCCUGAGUACACUUCAAAGGAACAGCUUCAAGAGCGGUUGCUGCUUGCGAUCCAUGAAGCUAGUGAAGGUUUUGGGUUCGGCUAGUCAUGUCAAUUUGUUUCAGUCAUUGCUGC
Molecule: messenger RNA, 1064 nt
Organism: Lactuca saligna
Lineage: Eukaryota; Viridiplantae; Streptophyta; Magnoliopsida; Asterales; Asteraceae
Source: the annotation of a GenBank genome assembly